Molecule: messenger RNA, 568 nt
Organism: Scaptodrosophila lebanonensis
Lineage: Eukaryota; Metazoa; Arthropoda; Insecta; Diptera; Drosophilidae
Product: protein PDF
Exons: 1
Coding region: 29-322 (97 amino acids)
Biological process (GO): response to light stimulus
Cellular component (GO): extracellular region
Molecular function (GO): hormone activity
Source: RefSeq, a predicted model, not a curated record
GCUAGCACUAACCGCUAUCGCUGACAAAAUGGCUCGCUACGCUCUGGCUAUGGCUCUUUCCCUCCUGGCGGUGGCCGCCAUGCUUCCAAGCUCAUUAGCCCUGCCCUCGCCCGACGAGGAACGCUAUGUGGAGAAGGAAUACAACCGGGAGCUGAUCAACUUGCUAAAUGCCGUGCAGUAUGCACCCCAACAGCUAGGAAAUCUCUGCAAGUAUCCUUACUUUUUCGCCAACUCGCUGAGAGGGCCAAUGCCAAAGCGGAACUCAGAGCUGAUCAACUCGCUCUUAAGCCUGCCCAAGAACAUGAACGACGCGGGCAAGUAAAAAGAUUUUGCUGACGCUGCAAGGGAUCGAAAUGGACUGGACUACUUCGGAUGCACAUUCGUGGAAAGUGUUUGAUCGGUUUUUCUUGUUUGCUUUUGUUUUGUUUUGCGCAUUCUUUGAGCUCUGCCGAAUUAAAUUCAGCAGGAGUUGAUAAUCAGUUAAAGAGUGCACAUUUAUGUAUAUCGCUUAAGAUAUUAUAUUUACAAUAAAUAGCAAGUAUACACUGUACGAUCUACAGGAUCAAAA